GGAGGACAGUUUGGGGCUGCCAGUGGGCCUCUGGGGUCUAUGCAAGGCCGGCGGGGUCGGGGUGGUGGUCCGGGUGGGUUUGGAUCGAGAUUCAAUGAUUCCAGGGCGUCGUCUAUGUCGCGGCGGAGUCGGUCGGUUAUUGAUGUUGGAAGUGGGGCGGUUAGUCGGGAUGUGUCGUCUGAUGAGAGUGACAAUGAGAUUCGGGUCAGCAUUGAUCAUAUCAAUCUGGACAGUGAUGAUGAGGAGGCGGAGCAGGUGCUGGAUAAGAAGAAGGGAAAACUUGCGAUGAAGAAUGCGGAUGCUUCUGGGGAGAGGGGUCUACGGCCCAUUCGUGUGGAGAGACAUGAGCAUGAGGAGCGGGUGGUCAGUGUCAACAUGGAGUCUAGCUCGAGUAAGUCUGCCGAGCUUCGCCAAGAAGCGCAGGCUAAGGCUGCGGAGGAUGAUGCUCUAUUUGUGCCGGAUGAUGAUGGUUCGGCUGGUUCGGCUACGGAGACCGAGACCGGGCCCCGGGUGAAACAAGAGCCUACGGAUGAUGACCACGCUAUGGCGGAUGUCGCUCACCAUGCGGAUGAAGGACUGACCACCGAUGAUGGAUUACUGCCGGAGCAAAAGGUGAAGGUCCGUCGGAAGAUCUCUCGGGAGCCGCCCGCCGUCAAGGAUCCCAAGAGUUUACUACGCACUAAGGAAGAUAUAGAAGAAUACGAGAGACAUGAGCAAGACCUUGCGAUGGUGAAGGAUCUUUUUACAAAGGAAGAAAAACCACCCGCCGAAGAGCCGAAAGAGACACAGCCCGAACAAGUUGAGUCUUCGGCGGAGGAUACUGAGACGGCGGCGGCGGACGGGGCGGAGAAGGACAAAGACAAGGAAAAGGAAUCGGAAGAGGAAGAGGAAGAAGAUGAGUCGGCCAAGGACAAACUGUCCGGUCAACUAUUCCUGAUGCAAUUCCCACCCAUGACACCCAAUCUUGUGCCAGAAAAUGGCGGUGAUAAUUCUGCCACAGCAUCUAUAGAAGCUCCGGGUCAGGGUACGCCCCAGGGUACAGCUAGUAACAACGGUAAUGUGCCACAGCCGACGGGAGUCAAACGCGAAGACGGGGUGGAGAUUCUCGAUGAAGCGGAUGAAUUCCAACCCACGGAGCCUUCUAAAGUGGUCACAGCUACGGAUUGGCAGCUUAGAGCUGGACGCGUAGGCAAGUUGAAUGUCCAUGCCUCCGGGAGAAUGACGAUGGACUGGGGUGGUAUCAGCUUUGAACUGGAUCGAGCCACCGCCGUUGAUUUCCUCCAAGAAGCAUUGAUCGUAUCGGGGGCAGCCGAUCCAGCUGAAGGGGGAGUUCCGGAAGAGGAAAACAGAGUAUGGGCUAUGGGACAGCUCAGCGGCAAGUUCACUGUGACGCCUGAUUGGGAGAAGAUGCUAUGAAGCGGGAAGGGCAAGCGGCAACAUUAAAACCCUAAUAGACGUCGAGUCAUGAAGCGUGGUCUCAGUAUCCGCCCGCUAUGCAGGAAGGCAGCCACCCGACACUCUACGACUGUGGCGUAUCAGUUGAUUGAUCUCUGGAUCUGCAUCUGUAUUCCAAUGUAUCUAGAAAUAGCGGCCAACGAGAUUCACGAGGCUGACGAAUCAUGUGGCGGGACAAGACCUGACACACACGAAUGCUGUACUCUCUACGUACCGUACAUACCGAUGUGAACUUCAGGACGAGUUGAUGAUGUGCAAUGCGGCGAUGAAGGUGCACAAUAAGCUCCACGGUUUGACCUCGGGACAUUCCUAUAAUUAGUACAGGGAUGUGUGGACGACGAAGAAAGUGGGAGUUCAUUGGUAGAGAGAUGAUCUGUAUGUAAGUGUAUGUAAG
Aspergillus pseudotamarii is the source of this 1849-nucleotide messenger RNA. RefSeq names its product putative DNA-directed RNA polymerase III RPC4. Gene Ontology annotation, cellular component: RNA polymerase III complex. Gene Ontology annotation, biological process: transcription by RNA polymerase III. NCBI's taxonomy places the organism in Eukaryota, Fungi, Ascomycota, Eurotiomycetes, Eurotiales, Aspergillaceae. The coding region runs from base 40 to 1416 and encodes 458 amino acids. The record is from RefSeq and is a predicted model, not a curated record. Gene Ontology annotation, molecular function: DNA binding. The transcript has a single exon.